AUGGGAUAGUUGUAAUGCACUCAAGAAGAAAAACAGCCUAGUAUUAUAAAUAGACUAGAAUUGGAUUAUAAAAAACAAGUAAAUAAUAAGUAAGAUGACAGAUCUAAUUCUUUUUCUUAUGUUCAUGCUAUUGGGAUGUAUUUAAAUGUUGGAAAUAAUUCUAAACUAGAUGAAAUAUGGGAAGAGAAGCUUAAUUCAUUUAAAGUUUAUGAUGAACCUCCUAGAACCUAAUCCAAUUACAGAAAUUCUCUUACAAAACCUAGGAAUAUUGAAUAGUUUUUUACAGAAUGUCAAUUAAUGACCCAGGAUUUUGAAUAUUAUAUGUUCGUAUUUUUCAUUUAGGAGAAAUAAGAAUUUAAAAACUAUGGAUUGAUUGGUAUUCCACAAAAGUAUAGAUGGGCAUAUUGGAAAGUUAUCACAUUUCAAAAGGAUAUCAUGCACAAAAAGAUGGAUAAUCAAAUAAAUAGUGCAUUAUAUCAUAUAUAGAAAGACAUAAAUAGAACCUUAAUUAGUGAAUUGUUCAAAGAAGGUACUGUAAUAGAGAAACUCGAUUAUGUCCUAACCAAUUUAGCUCGUUUAUAUCCUCAAGUAGGAUAUUGUUAGGGCAUGAACUACAUAGCAGGUAUUUGAUUCAUUAUUAGAUAAUAUAGCCUUAUUUUUGAUGGUGUCAGGUGCUAAAGAAUAACAGACAGUUUGUGUUUUUGGUGAACUCCUUGAUUCUUCUUUCUAUAUGUUCAAUUUAUUAUUUAAAGAGGACCUUCCGUUGUUAUUCAUUAUAGAAGAAAUCAUAAUGAAAUUAAUGUAAAAAUAAUUGCCUAAGGUUUAUAACCAUUUUAUGGCUUGUAAUAUUUCCCCUUCUAUUUGGGUCAGUAAGAUUUUGUUGAGUGGAUUUGUAUACCUUUUUGAUUUAUUGGACUGUGUUUUGUUGUGGGAUUACAUUUUUAUCAAGGGCACUGUUCUGGGAUACACAGAUCUGAUAUUGGCAAUGGUUACUAUCUUUUAAGAUGAAUUGUUGACUAAAGAUGAGGCAGACCUUUCAAUAUUUUUUAAUUUUCAAGAUUAAAAAGUAAAAUGUGCAGAGAAAAUCAUUAAACAAGCCUUAAAAAAACCAAUUUAAGAUAAGGAAAUCAGAGAGAUUAUGAAAAAAACAAAUAAAAAAUUAGAAUUAGUUGAAUUAUUUAAAUUGUUUGGUAAAGAUGGAUUUGACAAGCAGUAUUAGAAAUACUCCUAGGUGAUUAAAAAGUGA
Paramecium octaurelia is the source of this 1246-nucleotide messenger RNA. Lineage: Eukaryota; Ciliophora; Oligohymenophorea; Peniculida; Parameciidae. The record is from the annotation of a GenBank genome assembly.